AUUUACAUUUAUUGUCAGUUUGAUACCUCUGUCGUGUUUUUUGAAUAAGUGGAAUUAGGGACAAAAUGAGCAUUGCUAGUGUUUUCGAAAUUUUUGGACGAUUAUGGAUCAGUUUGAGACAUGGGAGGGGAUACAUAGUGGACACAAUAACAGGAUUAUCAGACGAUGAUAAAAAACUGAUCAGAGAUUCUAAAGAGGUACUACUACAGCUGUCCCUUGAAAGCGGUGGUGAAAUUAUGAUAAAGUUCUUGAAGAAAUAUCCUCAAUACCUCGAUUUCUACCCCUUCAAAGAUGUACCAAUUGAUGAACUGAAAUCCAAUAAGGCAUUUUUGGAGUUGUGUACAGAGCUGAUGAACGCUAUAGAAACGUGGAUUGGUAAGCUUGAUGAUCCUGAAGAGUUGAAACACAUCUUGGAGAAAACUGGCGAAGAAUAUAUAAGAGAGAAGAACAUAACUGACCCCCAAUAUUUUCUGGACUUUGGAGAGACUUUUGUCGAUUACCUUGUUCCACUGGUGGAUAAGAAAACGUUGAAAGCCUGGAAAAAAUUCAUGGAAUUUGCUAUGAAAACUAUGGCAUCUUCACUCAAAUGCUGAAUAAUGAACUGAAUAUUUUAUGAGAUCAAAAUGAGCAUAUUUGUAUUUAUAUAUUAUUAAAAACCCAAUU
Messenger RNA from Coccinella septempunctata (seven-spotted ladybird), 663 nucleotides. RefSeq lists its product as uncharacterized. Gene Ontology annotation, molecular function: heme binding; oxygen binding. Bases 66 to 593 code for a protein of 175 amino acids. Lineage: Eukaryota; Metazoa; Arthropoda; Insecta; Coleoptera; Coccinellidae. The transcript is spliced from 3 exons. The record is from RefSeq and is a predicted model, not a curated record.